Molecule: messenger RNA, 1386 nt
Organism: Phytophthora infestans T30-4
Lineage: Eukaryota; Oomycota; Peronosporomycetes; Peronosporales; Peronosporaceae
Exons: 1
Coding region: 1-1386 (461 amino acids)
Cellular component (GO): cytoplasm
Molecular function (GO): ATP hydrolysis activity; GTP binding
Source: RefSeq, a predicted model, not a curated record
AUGGAGCUGGUGAUCGGGUGCGUGGGCAAGCCCAGCGCCGGCAAGUCGACGUUUUUCAACGCCGUGACAGACGGCAAGGCGAAGGUGGGCAACUUCCCCUUCACGACUAUCGAGCCAAAUGAAGGAAUCACGUACUACAUGACUCCAUGUCCGUGUCUGGACAAGAACAAGACGUCGAUGUGCGCUCCACGCUACGGUAAAUGCGAGCAGGGCACUCGCUACAUCCCUGUGAAGCUUCUGGACAUUGCUGGUUUGAUCCCUGGUGCGUCAGAGGGCGCAGGACUGGGCAACAAGUUCCUAGACGACCUGCGUCAUGCCCAAGUGCUCAUGCAUAUCAUCGAUGUGUCUGGCCACACCAACGAAAAGGGCGAGGAGACUGUAGGAUACGACCCCAUUAACGACGCCGAUUGGUUAGAUACAGAAAUCCACCAAUGGGUGUUCUCUAAUUUAUGGAAACGCUGGACAUCCAUCGCCAGACGACAUAAAGCCACGAAGAGCAGUCUGCAGACCACCUUUGUCGGCCAAUUAUCGGGUUACGGAGCCACGCCUUCGUUAGUUAGUAAAGUAUUGGAUCGUAUGGGCUUGAAGGAGCCGCUAGAUCUGUCGACAUGGGGAGAGGAGGAGGUACACAAUUUGGUGAAGAUCUUCCUGGACAUUCGCUUCCCCACGGUACUAGUGCUCAACAAGGCCGAUCAGGGCGAUGACACGGACCGCAACAUUGAAAAGAUCGUCGAGAAAUACGGCAGUGACCGCUGCUUUGUGGCUAGUGCAGCUGCGGAGUGUAUCCUACGAGCCGCUACCAAGCAGCGCUUCAUUCGCUACGAACCAGGAUCCAUGUUCUACUCGACGUUAGAAGAUGACGACGAGGAGCAGGCCAAGGUUGAUGCUGAGAAAGGGCUGGGUCCUCUAAAGCCGAUUGAGAAAAAGAUCCACAGACGUCUGGAACGAAUCUCCGACAUGGUGUUGUUCCGUUACGGAAGCUCCGGCGUUCGUGCAGCCAUCAAUGCUGCAGUGGAGUUAGCGGACGUGGUCGUCGUGUACCCUGUCAAAUCGUUGAAGAGCUUUGCCACCAACACGACACCAGUAGCCACCAACAAGGGCAUCUUCGCCGACGUUGUGAUCGUUAAACGCGGCACCACAAUCAAGGAGUUGGCGCUCCGAGUCUCGCAGUUCUUGGGCUCCAAUCUCGCGUACGCCGAAGGCGAAGACGGUCGGAGACGCGCUGAAGACGAACCCAUUACCAGCAGUAACCUGAUCAUCAAGUUCACUACAACCAUCGCGUCCGCCACUCACGCGCCAUCAGCAAACUCUGCACCAGACAAAGAAGGCAAGAAAGGCGCCAAGAAAAGUGGCAAAGCAGGAACAGCUCCCAGUGUGGAGGAAUGA